AGUGCUGGUCAUCGCUGCCACCAAGGACUGCCGAAGCAGCCUCCUCGAGUUCUUCAUCUUCCUCCAGGACGUCUAACAUAGACACCCCUUCCUGUUCCUCGUCAUUGUCGACCUCAGAGAACGGCCGCUUGGUGCCAGAACUUCCCGCCUCCGCCAUGUUGUGGUGACGGAAUGAUAGGUGGGGUCAAGGGUCAACAGCUGAUAAAAAAAGCGCGAAAUUAUCAUCCUAAUCAUCUGGGACUGGAACGGCACAGGACCGGGCAGGCUGCAUAUUUAGCUCCAAAACUACAGAAUUUCAGGAAUGGCCAUGGCAAGCCCCCUUGUGUGUUUCACGUUGCGCCUGGGUCCCGGGGAGGAGAUCAAGUCUGCGCUGCAGAAGUUUGUAGAAGAGAAGAGACUGAAGGCGCCUUUCGUGAUGACUUGUGUCGGCAGUGUCUCCAGUGCCAAGUUGCGGCUGGCUAAUGCCACAGCAGAAAAACCAAACGAGGUCAUUGAGCUGGACCAGCGCUACGAGAUUGUUUCAUUGGUGGGUACCUUAAACAACAGCUGCCAUCUCCACGUCUCAUUGGCUGACAAGGACGGGGCUGUUAUUGGUGGCCAUGUGAUGGGCAACCUGACCGUCUUCACCACGGCAGAGAUUGUGAUCGGGGAGUGCAGCAACCUGACCUACCGCAGGGAGAUGGACGACAGGACAGGCUUCCCCGAACUGGUGGUCAGCAAGAGGCUCAACCACCAAAUGGGAACUGAAGUCUGACCUUAAACUGCCUUGGCAUAUAACUAAGUCUGUUGCGGCAUUUAGUUAACCCACAGAAAUUGAAUAAUGAUGAGGGACUCAUGAAAAAUGCUUCCAGGAAAGAUAAUGAUAGGGUGUGGCAUCACAGGAUCCUACCCUGUGCCACCAUUGUUGGUUUAGCAUGAUGAUGAGGUAGAGCUUGUACACCAAGCUGUGAUUUGCAUGCAAAUGUGAUAUUGUGUACCUUAUGUAUUGGUCAGGAUUAGGGUGUUUUUUCCUGCAAAUAUGACAGAUUUAUGAUGAUGACAGAUUUACAGCAUCUCAAUUCACAGUUACUGUUAUGUGACUUUCACUUACCUUUUCCACUAUCUUAUUAUUCUGUGGAAAAUUGUCAUGUCGAGUGCCAGGCAUAGCUUUUAGAUCUGUGUAAAAUCAAGUUUGCUCAGUUUUAAUGUUUGUCAGUCAGUGAAUAUCAACAUCAAGCGGCACAGUUAGUUUUCUCUCAACCAGUAAUGUCAUCUUCAGACUAUACAUCAGGCUUUCACUGUCCUGGGCCUUAACCUCUACAUGAUAGUAGUUCUCACCUUAACCUCUACAAUACUGGUAGUUAGGAAUAUUUUCUCAACUUCUACAAUACCUGUAAGACAAUUGAGAGAUGUUUAUUUUGUGUUACCAGUAUUUUAUUUAUAUAUAUAUUUAUUACAAUUACUGUCAAUAUGUUUUGGUAUGGCAGUUGUUAGUCCAGUCGCAAGCAAUUUAUUGUUUGAUAGACAUUGAUGUACUGUACCAUAUUUUUAAACUUGCAUUAUUGGGUAGUCUUAAGGUAUAUAUUUACAGCGAAGUAUUUGAAUGUGCAUUCCUUUUGGUGAUGACUAUAAACACUGUUGACGUACUGAUACUAAGCCUUACCCAUUCCAACUAUCUUUCCUUGAUUUAUUUUAUGACAACCACCUUUAUAUCAUAUUGAAAAUAUUCCUGCUUCAAGGAUUCCUACUUAAAAAUGACUAAACCAGUACAUAGGUUUAAUGACUGAAGAUGCAAAGAGUUACUGAGGUGUUCUGUGUGCCUCUGAGUCUGAAGUAUUUCUAUCUUUACAUUGGAAGGUAAGAUUAGACUUGAAUGGAUUACUCCAAAAUAUUGGCUCCCAGCAGUUUCAUUCUGGGUAAUAAAACUGCUCAUCAGCAGAAACCAAUUUGUUUUAGGAUCUACUAAAAAUGAGAUGUGACACCUUUGAUACCACUUAUUUUACUUCUUUUCAUAGUGAUAUGAAUUGUUUAGAUAUAUGUACCUGAUAUUUCUUUUAGGGUUUCUUUUAAGUUUAUGCGUGUUUUUUAAAGUAUAAGGAAUUGCAUUGGCCACAAGUCCAGUUUUAUUGUUACAUCUUUAACAAAACUCUGAAGAAAUGAAAUUAACACGUAGGUAAUUUGGUAUUGUCAGUAUAGGAACCGCAAGUGGUACAAAAUGUAUGUGGCAAGUGACGCAAAAGCAUAUAUAUGACAUAUUCAUAAAAAAUGUGUGUUAAUGUUUUACUCAGAAGCAUUAGUACAUGUAUGUAGUAUUGCUAGUUCCUGAUAUAUAAAUGUAUGCAAUGUGUAAGCUUGCAUAAAGGUAGACAAAACGGUGGCAAAAUAACGGUGCCAAAAAGUUUAGCAAUGUGUAAGAUGUGUGGAAUGGUAUUGUUGCUCAGUAGGUAAAGUGAUAUGAUAUAUAAUUAGAUAUGCAUAGUAAGGCGACACCAAUGUAAUCUUUUGGUUCUCGGGUUUAUACAGGGCUCCACUGAAAAGCAGUAUUAUCACCGAAUGGGCAACCCUGUAUAAAUAUGAUGGAAAAAAAUUAAGUAAAUCUGGUUACUCAAAUGUUUUUUUGAUACGAGAAAUUCAGAUAAUUCAGGAUAUGAAUGGCAGUUGAAGAAAGUCCUUGUCUGCCAAGUUGUUACUGGGUUUUCAUUUAGCAAUGCAUAAAAAUCCAUUGUUUGAAUCAUUAACCAGCCUGUGGAAGCAAUAAAAAUUGGGUCUAUCAGGGAGUUUAAUGUUUCUUUCGCCUGCCUGCUGUAUUAACUUCCUAUAAAAAUCCGAGAACCAAGAAAUUUUACUGGGCUGGGUGUGGCCUUAGGUAAGUGAAACAACUGUGAUAAUGUAGGCUUGAAAAUCUUUUUUUUUACUAUCUUAUUGAUUGACUUGUCUGAAAUUUAAAAGAACAGUUGAUAUUGUACUUAUUGUUGCAAUAUCAUCAUGAUAUUAAAAUUUUAUCUCUAAUCCAGAACAGUUUCAAUGAGUAAUUUGGUACAUAAUGUAAUCUGUCAUUUGUAGAGGACAUCCUCCUAAUUAAUCUUCAAGCAGUUCCUAACUAAUGUCCAAGCAGAUUCUGUGGGGCAAGGGGAGUCUAUAUUGGCCUCCUGUAACCAUUGGCUGAUGGAUACAGAUGACCAAUAUAGACUCCCCUUGCCCCACAGAAUCUGCUUGAAAAUUACCAAACUACAUUUCAAUAUGUACACAGUACAUAUGAAUGUUAGUCUGAGAUUCUAUCAUGACUCCAUACUGAUCAGCUUGCCAAUCAACAUGCCAUUGCUAAAGGCCAUGCUAAGUUCCCAUAUUGAAUUCACAUCAACUGCUUGGUAAUAUUACCUGUCAGUCAUUUUUAAAGAAGAUAGCUAUGGUAAUAAUAAACACAGUAGGAGCAUAGUAGAUUUAAUACUUUCUAAUUAUGGAGUAACUUCAAAUCCAAAUGCUAAAAUCCACCUGAUGUUAGAGAUAAUAAUAGUAGCCUGGAUUGGUGUGCAUUCCCCCUUCACAAGAAGUUAACCAGAACAUUUCAAAGUUUGAACUUUUUCUAAAACAAUUUUUUUUCAAAC
Messenger RNA from Branchiostoma belcheri (Belcher's lancelet), 3584 nucleotides. RefSeq names its product bifunctional protein GlmU-like. The transcript is spliced from 3 exons. The record is from RefSeq and is a predicted model, not a curated record. The coding region runs from base 302 to 754 and encodes 150 amino acids. Lineage: Eukaryota; Metazoa; Chordata; Leptocardii; Amphioxiformes; Branchiostomatidae.